Messenger RNA from Selaginella moellendorffii, 1317 nucleotides. RefSeq names its product tubulin epsilon chain. Gene Ontology annotation, cellular component: cytoplasm; microtubule. The transcript is spliced from 14 exons. Gene Ontology annotation, biological process: microtubule cytoskeleton organization; mitotic cell cycle. The record is from RefSeq and is a predicted model, not a curated record. Gene Ontology annotation, molecular function: GTP binding; structural constituent of cytoskeleton. Lineage: Eukaryota; Viridiplantae; Streptophyta; Lycopodiopsida; Selaginellales; Selaginellaceae.
AUGCCAAGAGAGGUUAUCACCAUCCAAUGUGGACAAUGCGGCAAUCAGCUUGGAUACAAAUUUUGGGAAAUGGCACUCAAGGAGCACGCUGCCUGUAAUUCAAAUGGGUGGUUUGACGAUUCUUUAAGCAGCUACUUCCACAAUGUAGAUGCUCGCUUUUGUCCUCCUAUCAACCUUCCAGUUGGGGAUGGGACUCAUCCGAUAUUUACCUUAAAAGCCAGGGCAGUCUUAGUGGAUAUGGAAGAAGGAGUUGUGAAUCAGCUUUUAAGGGGCAAUUUAUCCGAGUUGUUCAAUUCAACACAGCUUAUCACUGAUAUCUCUGGCUCCGGAAACAACUGGGCUCAUGGACAUAACUUUUACGGUCCAAAGUACUCGGAUACUAUUAUCGAAAAAGUACGCCGUGAGGCAGAGAUUUGCAGUUCAUUGCAGGGUUUUUUUCUCUUGCAUUCACUUGGAGGAGGAACUGGUUCUGGUCUUGGAAGCUACAUUCUGGAACUUUUGCAUGAUGCUUAUCCGAAAGUUUUUAGAUUUUCUGCAUCUCUUUUCCCAUCCACAGAUGACGACGUUAUUACAUCGCCUUAUAACAGUGUUCUAUCUAUUGGAUCCCUCACUCAACAUGCGGAUUGUGUUUUUCCAAUUGAAAACCAGGCUCUUAUAGACAUACUUAGAAAAAAAGGCCAACAUAAAUGUCAAUCAUCUGAAGAAGGAAGGAAUAAGGCGCCUUUCGACGCAAUGAAUGCUUUAGUCUCUUCACUGCUUUUGAAUCUAACCAGUUCUAUGCGUUUUGAGGGCCAGCUUAACGUCGAUUUGAACGAAAUUACUACAAAUCUAAUACCCUAUCCGCGUUUACAUUACCUCAUAUCAAGCAUGGCACUUUUUACACCUAAAGGUCUUUGUAAUUCGGAUUGUAUAUGAUGACUGAUCCUGUCUGUCAUUGUUCAGCUUUUCAGUGAUGCUCUCUCAAAAGACAAUUAUCUUAUAAAAUCUAACCCUUUGGAAUCUGUAUAUUUUAAUUGCGCAUUUCUGUUAAGAGGGACACCGUGUAGCAUUUCGGAUGUAAAUGAGAAUAUUGUCCGAUCAAGCCAACGUCUAAACAUGAUUCACUGGAAUACUGGCGGUUUUAAAGUUGGUGUUUGUCAUCAGCCCGCUUCUGGAAUACCCCUGUCCCUUGUAUGCCUUGCAAAUAACACUUGUAUCAGGAAUCGGCUGUUAGCUAUGAAACACUCGUUCAACAUGUUGUUUAGAAAACGGGUGUAUAUCCAUCACUAUACGGAAUACAUGGAUUUUGGAAUGUUUGAUGUCUGCUCAGGUAGCUAG